This is a messenger RNA of Epinephelus lanceolatus (giant grouper), 2377 nucleotides long. It is a transcript of the gene traf3ip2a, whose product is annotated as TRAF3 interacting protein 2a. The record is from RefSeq and is a predicted model, not a curated record. Lineage: Eukaryota; Metazoa; Chordata; Actinopteri; Perciformes; Serranidae. Gene Ontology annotation, biological process: humoral immune response; positive regulation of canonical NF-kappaB signal transduction.
AUGUAGAUUUAUAUGGAAAACCAUACUGGAAACUUUUGAGAUAGUUUUUAUUUGUCUUUUAAGAAGGCAUGUCUGGCAUAUCUUUAGAUCUGUGAUUUUGACCUUUGUACUAGUUUGCCGCGAUUGUGCUGAUGCGUAACACUCAAACCUGCUCACACCUAUUCAGUGAGGGAGAAACAAGAGUGUGUACAUACCACUCCUGAGAACAGUUUGUAUUUGAUCAUGUUCAUUUUAAUACUUUUUAAGAUGCUGUUUACUCUAUAAGGCGUGUAUUUUAUGUCAUGGUGAUACUUUUUACUUCUUGGUGGUGACUUUAUUGUUCAAAACGGACUUUGAAUCUCAGUUGGAACUACACUUGUUUUCUUGCCAGCUGUGCAAAUAGGCAAAAGACACCUUUUGUGAGGGAUAAAAUGGACUCUUUUCAAGGGCCUUGCCCUCAUCAGAGCGUUCCUGUUGAGACAGACGAGAGAAUGACAUCCUCCAGUCUGGACUUAGCCUGGCCUCCCCCUUGCAAUCAGUGCAGUGGACAUACAGAGACCAGCAAAAGGCCGCAAGAACAUGGCUAUGAGCAAGUUAGGGGGUCAGCACACAGUGCCGGCCAGUGGAGACUCCCUCAGAGCCAGCGCCAACACCAGCUUGAACCUAGAAAAGCCCAUCAUGCUGUCCCCCAACCUCGUUUCCUCCUCCCUUCACACUUAGGACAGAUGGACCCCCUGGACCCUGCAGGUGUUUGGCUUCGUGGUCUCAGACAGCAGCAGAUGUCGUUAUAUGAACAGGACUACAUGGUUAACCACAGUAGAGACUUUGCAGGACCUUCAAACUGGCCUCAGGAUCACUCUGUGGAGGAAGAAGAAUUCUUGGAGCCUCCUCAGUCACUGAAGUCUAACGAUAACUGCACCCACUAUGUCCCAUCACGAUACCCUGCAGCACGUGUGCACGGCCCCAAUCCAGUGCAGGACAGUCGUCUCAGGCAGUGUGCUUGCUGUCCUCCGGCAAAUCUGCCCCGUCACAAAAAUAAUAAUUAUCAUCACAAGCAUGAGUACCCAGCGGAUCCAUGCGAGGAGCCCCAACACCACCAACAGUCAUGGAAUCCCCCAAAUAAUAGGCUGCAACUUAAUAAAGAUGAUCCAAAUCCCCCUCGUGGAUCUGUGCCCCUUUGUGUGGCCCCUCCUAGAGAUGUGAUGCACGAGGUCAGUGUGGGUCUCUCCCUCCAGGCUGGUCCAGGGCCAGCCACAAGGGAGAUCAGGAGGACCAUCAGCCUACCUGAGGAGUGUAGGAACGUUUUCAUCACAUAUUCAGUGGACACGGCCGAACAAAUCAUUCCUUUCGUCAAAUUUCUGACUGAUCAAGGGUUCGACCCAGCAAUUGACAUCUUUGAUAAUCCAGUCCGCAGAAUGGGCAUCACCAAAUGGAUGGACAGAUUUUUGAAUGACAAAUCAGUGCUCAUCAUCGUGGUCAUCAGCCCCAAGUACAAGGAGGACGUGGAGGGAGAUGGAGAUGACGAGCACGGCCUGCACACCAAGUACAUUCACAACCAGAUCCAAAAUGAGUUCAUCCAACAAGGCUGCCUGAACUUCAGACUGGUCCCUGUGUUGUUUCCUAAUGCAACCAAGAGACAUGUCCCCAGCUGGCUCCAGAACACAAGGAUCUACCAGUGGCCCCAGCACACCCAGGACCUGCUGCUGCGCCUGCUCAGGGAGGAGCGCUACAUCAUCCCACAGCGAGGGACUGACCUCACCCUCACUGUUCGCCCCCUCUGAGAAACACUGAAAAGGACAGACACGUGUGGAAAUUGGCCAGAAUAAAAGAGAUGGUUCAUUCUGUCAAAACCUCAACAUGCUGUGGGUAGGACUCUGUUUCAUAGGUCUUGAGAAGGACUGUUAAUACUGCAGCAAGUGAAGUGUUUUCCUUUCAUCACUUGUUUUCAGAUACAGCUCUGAUUUAUAAUUCAUUUUAACAGUAUUUCUAAUUUCAUUACAUACUCCAUACCAUUCAGUCUUCUUUCUCAAUGAUUGCAUUUUAAAUGAGAAAGAAAAAUUUGUUGCGUUAUUUGAUUGAGGCAGUGGGACCAAGGGUAAGUACGGUGUUUUUCAACCGGACCCUUUUUUCCUAUGUUUUGUGUGUGUACCUGACAAAUAAGAACAACACUUUUUUACAUUGGUCCAGUAUUGAGCGAAAGGGCUGCAGCUGGCAGGGGCGAAACAGGCUGCCGUGUAACUAUUAGGGGCCUGUUUGCACUGUCAGUGUACGUCCACUUAAAGUGCUUGUUUUUACUACUGACAGGAUCUGAUUAUUAUUACAAGUGUCUGACAACCCAUGGAAAAGAUCCCUACAGAGAUAAACCUUUUAGAUGAAGAGUAAGAUCAUUUUUGUUUAA